This is a messenger RNA of Microdochium trichocladiopsis, 636 nucleotides long. RefSeq lists its product as uncharacterized. The transcript has 4 exons. The coding region runs from base 1 to 636 and encodes 211 amino acids. NCBI's taxonomy places the organism in Eukaryota, Fungi, Ascomycota, Sordariomycetes, Xylariales, Microdochiaceae. The record is from RefSeq and is a predicted model, not a curated record.
AUGCCACCUGGCGAAAUCUCUGCACGCGAGGCCACCCGGGCCGGCGAUCACAUCCAUCGCUGUGCUGCUCGCGACGGCCGGCAUUGGCUGCCCGUGGUGGGGCCGGGAGUGGAGUCCCACACCGACCCGCCUGCCGCAUCUCCGCCUAACGGAGCCAAUCAGAUCGGUGGGUGCAAAGGAGGGUCUCUGUCUCCUCACCUUGCCCCUGACCAUCUCCAUCCUGCCACCAUGUGUAAUUACAAUUAUGAGACCACUUCUUGUGGAGCAGAACACUGGAACUUUGGGGUUGCGUCGAUGAUCUCGCUCACGCCUUCUCCUCAUCCCCCACGAUGUCUGGACAGACCGCCUUGCGGCCAUUACGCCGAGAGGCUGACACCGGGCUCGCCUGAUGCGACGCUGGGGUUAUCGUGCAGAGCCGCCAAGCACACUCGGUGCAAUUCGCGGGAGUGGCACGACCAAGUCCAGCUCGCAUCUGACGCCCCACGUUGUUCCAAGCACGGCCAAUCUCAACGAGACAAGAGACAGACCACCAUCUGUGCUGCUGUCGGACCUCCCAAACUCGGAAAAGUCGGACCCCACGAUCCCACGUUUGUGCCUUGCAAGUCCCCGAACGGACCCGAACAAUGCACAGUAUGA